Molecule: messenger RNA, 1790 nt
Organism: Gekko japonicus
Lineage: Eukaryota; Metazoa; Chordata; Lepidosauria; Squamata; Gekkonidae
Exons: 12
Coding region: 309-1790 (493 amino acids)
Biological process (GO): transmembrane transport
Molecular function (GO): transmembrane transporter activity
Source: RefSeq, a predicted model, not a curated record
CAGCAGGCAGAGGGCUGGCCACCGGGAGGCCGGGAGGCGCCCGUCAUUGGCUGCCGGCCAGCGUGGCCCCGCCCCCCGGAGAGCCCUUAAAGUUCCACCGGCUCGCCGAGCGAAGAGCCGCUGCAAGGAGAGCGGGCCGGGCGUCGCCGCCCAGUGCCCGCCGUGCCCGCAGGGAUGCCCCCCGCCGCUGCCGCCCGUGCCCAGUGACGUCUCCGGGCCUUUGAUGUCUUCGGGCCUUUGAUCUUCGGCCCCGCCCUCCCUUUUCCUUGCGGGGGGGGGGGAGGGGGCGAGAAACCAACGCCGGGUGCAUGGAUUGCCAACGGAAGAAAAAGCUGACCACCUUCACCAUCGGUCUGCUGUUCCUGGCCGGGGGCAUCGAGUAUGCGGUGAUCCUACCCACCAUCUGGGCUUACCUGCGGACACUUGAUAGCGAGGCCUACUUCCUGGGGCUGGCCAUCUCCGCCUUCAGCUUCGCCGGACUGAUCACAGGGCCGGUCUUUGGGUACUGGUCGGACCGCACCCGUCAGACAAAGACUAUCAUCCUCUUUGCCAACUUGUUUCAGAUAGCUGGGAACUUCAUGUACUUCGUCGACGGCUCUAAAUGGAUGGUGCUCAGCAGCCGGCUGGUGGCGGGUGUGGGGACAGGAGCGGGGGCGUCCAUCUUCGGCCACCUGACGCGGUCCACCACGUCGCAGGAGCGAGCCACGGUGUUUGCGGCGGUCAUGGCUUGCCGGCAGGUUGGGCUGCUGAUCGGGCCGGCCUGCAACCUCUUCCUGUGUCUCUUUGACUUCCGGCUGGGACCCUUCGUGGUCAACAAGUACACAUCGCCUGGGCUCUUCAUGUGUCUGGUGUGGCUUCUGCUUCAGUUCGUUGUGAUGACCAUGUACCACGAUCUCCCGCUUUUGCCACCCCCUUGCUCAGAGAGGGUCGUGCCCACGCCGUCGGAUGUGUUGGAAGAGGAGGAAGAGCCCUUGAUGCGCCAUGAGGGGGGCCAAGAGGGGGAGGCGGAGACGGGUGGCUAUGGGAGCACCCGCGCUGAACCCCGGGGGCCUGUCCAGGGGGACGAGGGCCGUUACGUGCCGAACGGCCACUUGGCGGAUGAGGAGGCAGCCAGUGUGAGAGAGAAGAGCCCCUUUGGAAACUUCAGUGCCUGGAGAGAGUACUUGAGGGAGGAAGUGGUGGUUCUGCUCACGGCCCAGUUCAUCACCCUCUUCAAUCAAACGGCCCUGGAGACCAUGGUGACACCCAUCACCCAGCGCUACUUGAACUUUGGGGAGCUGGAGAACAGCCUCAUGUACUUCCUCUGCGGUGUGGAGGUCAUUUGCGGCUUCUUCCUGGUCCGCUGCCUCAGUGCCCGCUUGAAGGACCGCGUCAUCCUGGUGGUCGGCCUGGUCAUCUGCAACGUGGCCUGCAUCUGGUGUUUGGUCUUCCUUGCCCGACCCCAAGGCAGCUUUGCUUGGCUCCUCGCGGAGCUGGUGGUGGGCGUCUUCCUGCAAGUCUUGGGCCUGCCCUUUGUCGCCGUCUCCCAGGUGUCGCUCUUUUCCAAGGUCACGGCAGAGAGGACGCAAGGGUUCAGCCAAGGCCUCCGGCGCUCCGUAGGGGGGAUCGCAACAAUCCUGGGACCGCUGUGGGCGGGCAGUUUGACGGAGAACCUGUACAUCAUGUUAGGAGCCAUGAUGGUGCUGCUGACCCUAUUGAUGAUCAUGGUAGGGCUCUCCUACGGUUAUCUGGUCGAGCCAGCGGGAGGCUACGUGCCAUCGGAAGCAGCCCAAGAUGAAUGCAGCUCAUGA